UUAUAAAUGGGAAUGACCCAAUUACAUAUUUCCCCUGCUCACAGACAUUUGCAUUGCACCUAGCAAACACCAGUUUUUUUGUUUGAACAUCGAUCCACUUCAAUGGCUCUUGUGAGAACAUCUCCAGGAACCUCCUCUGAUUCCAACACAUUUCGGCGUUAUCACUACGAUGUGUUCUUGAGCUUCAGAGGCGAAGAAACUCGUAAGACUUUUACGGACCACCUCUACACAGCCUUGAACAAUGCAGGAUUUCUCACGUUUCGAGACGACGAUGAACUCGAGAGAGGAGAAGACAUAAAGCCAGGACUGCAGAAAGCAAUCCAGCUGUCACGAACUUCUGUUGUCGUGUUUUCGAAAGAUUACGCGUCAUCCAGGUGGUGUCUUGAUGAGCUUAUGCUGAUCCUCGAACGAAAUAGGACCACCUCGGACUAUGUAGUUUUACCAGUCUUCUACGAUGUUGAUCCGUCCCACGUGAGGAAGCAGACAGGAAAUGUUGGAAAAGCAUUUGCUAGAAGCCAGAAAAAUCAGUCGCCGGAAAAGGUGGAAGGAUGGAGGAAGGCACUUGCAGAGAUUGCAGACCUAGCAGGCAUGGUCCUACAAAAUCAAGCUAACGGGUAACUUUCAUUUUCUUAUUUUGUCUUCUAUUUGUUGUUGUUGACCUCUCUAAUAAGAUCACAACUAGAGAUGGACAAAAUACCCACGGUUACCCGUGUUGUGCUUUGGCCCGUUCGUCAGUGCAGAAGUGAGAUUCAGAUUAUCUCACUAAACUACAGACCCACAGUUGAACAAUUUAAAUUACAAGAAAUAAAGACACUGAGAAAUUUACGAGAUUCGGCAAAAACCUGCCUAUGUCCUCGGAGAUAUAUUGCUCUUCACUAUGAGAAUAACUAGUACAAGAUACACUUGAGUUCAAUCAACAUAACCCAAACCCCAAUCCCUUGUACACUCACAGAAUUUUCCCAAGAGCCUCACUCUACCCCAAGAGUUUCUCACUCUCACUCUUUAUUUUCUCUCCUUUGUGUUCUCCUUCGGAUGCUCUCUCAAUGCAUUACUAAAUGCACAAAUAUUGCAUCUAGUUAUAGUCAUACACUAGCAACUAUGCCAACAAACAAGACCAAAAAGUCUUAAGUUCACAUGACAUAAUUAUCACCUAGC
Malus domestica (apple) is the source of this 1155-nucleotide messenger RNA. Lineage: Eukaryota; Viridiplantae; Streptophyta; Magnoliopsida; Rosales; Rosaceae. The record is from RefSeq and is a predicted model, not a curated record.